GUAGUGUGGUGUGGACUGUUUUCGUUUUAGGAGAAUUUUUGCAAGAAUCGCUCAGUUGGCAGCGAAGUAGUGGUAGUCGGCAAUCGUUGCAAGUUUACCAGAUGUGUUGUUUGUUUUAUUUUUAUAAAUUGUAAAUAUUUUCGGUUUUAAUGCGACUGCUUAGCGUAGUUUAUACAGUCAGCUGUUCACACAGUGCGGAGGACCGCUGCGUACAGAAAAUGGAAGCCAUCUUGGGUUAGGUUGUCAAUUACUUACAUGGAGAUUUACAAGUAGUUUUCGGUGUAAUUUAUGCACGGUUUUAAGUUCCAGCUUUCAAAUAUAACACUAUAAAGUUUUUAUCGACGAAAAUUCACAAUGUCAACCGACCAACGGCCUGAACGAGAAAUUGCGGCAGAAGACAGCAUAAAAGUCGUCUGCCGAUUUAGGCCCUUGAAUGAUUCAGAGGAGAGAGCUGGAUCUAAAUUCAUUUGCAAAUUUCCUUCUGGAUCGGAGGAUAAUUGCAUAUCGAUAGGGAGUAAGGUUUUCCUGUUUGACAAGGUAUUCAAGCCAAAUGCAACACAGGAAAAAGUCUACAAUGAAGCUGCAAAAUCAAUUGUUACAGAUGUACUCUCUGGCUUCAAUGGAACGAUAUUUGCCUAUGGUCAGACUUCUUCUGGCAAAACGCACACGAUGGAAGGUGUUAUUGGUGACCCGGUGAAGCAGGGUAUAAUACCUAGAAUAGUUAAUGAUAUAUUCAAUCACAUUUACGCUAUGGAAGAAAACCUGGAAUUCCACAUCAAAGUUUCAUACUUUGAAAUUUACAUGGACAAAAUAAGGGACUUAUUAGAUGUCUCCAAAGUAAACCUCAGCGUCCACGAAGACAAGAACAGGGUACCAUUUGUGAAAGGAGCAACUGAACGAUUUGUUUCAAGCCCAGAGGAAGUAUUUGAAGUAAUAGAAGAAGGCAAAGCUAACAGGCACAUUGCAGUCACAAAUAUGAAUGAACAUAGUUCCCGUUCACACAGUGUAUUCCUAAUAAAUGUGAAACAAGAAAACCUAGAGAACCAAAAGAAACUCUCUGGAAAAUUGUACCUGGUAGAUCUGGCUGGCAGUGAGAAGGUCAGCAAAACUGGUGCUGAAGGAACAGUUUUAGAUGAAGCAAAAAAUAUAAACAAAUCUCUUUCAGCACUUGGUAAUGUCAUAUCUGCACUUGCUGAUGGCAACAAAACCCACAUUCCAUACAGAGAUUCCAAACUGACAAGGAUUCUACAGGAAUCAUUAGGUGGCAAUGCGAGGACCACCAUUAUAAUAUGUUGUUCCCCAGCUUCAUUCAAUGAAGCAGAAACUAAAUCAACACUUGAAUUUGGAAAGAGAGCAAAGACUAUAAAGAAUGUGGUAUGUGUGAAUGAAGAGUUAACUGCUGAGGAAUGGAAGCGACGCUACGAGAAGGAGAAGGAGAAAGUGGCACGGCUGAAAGGGAAACUGGAAAAACUAGAAUUGGAGCUCAGCAGGUGGCGCUCUGGAGAAACGGUUAACGUAGAUGAGCAGGUGAACUUGCAGGAACCUCUGGACGCUGCAACACCUAUCACUCAGUCAAUAGAGGUUAAAAAAGAUGAUGUUUUGGGCCCGGUGCCAGCAACUCCAGGUGGAGGUGUGAUGAUUGGAUCCCUGUCAAAUGAAGAGAGGCAAAAAUUGGAAGAGGAACGUGAGAAACUGUACCAGCAACUUGAUGAAAAAGAUGAAGAGAUCAACCAGCAGAGUCAGCUUGUAGAGAAGUUAAAGGAUCAGAUGCUUGAACAAGAGGAGCUUAUUGCAUCAACUAGGAGAGAUUAUGAACUGCUCCAGCAAGAGAUGAAUCGGAUCCAGCAGGAGAAUGAGAGUGCAAAGGAAGAAGUGAAAGAAGUCCUUCAAGCUCUGGAAGAAUUAGCAGUUAAUUAUGACCAAAAGUCGCAAGAAGUGGAAACGAAAAACAAGGAAUAUGAAAGCCUUACAGAAGAACUUAUGCAGAAACAGUCUGCGCUGAACUCAACAUCAUCAGAACUCCAGCAACUGAAAGAUAUGUCCUCUCACCAAAGGAAACGCAUAACAGAAAUGCUCACCAACCUGUUGAAAGAUCUAGGAGAAAUUGGUGUUGCUAUUGGAGGUGAUAAUGAUAUGAAGGUGUCUGCAGACAGCAAUGGCAAGUUAGAAGAGGAAUUUACUGUUGCACGAUUGUAUAUUUCGAAAAUGAAAUCUGAAGUUAAAAAUCUGGUUCAGCGCUGUCAAGGACUAGAAACCUAUCAGAUGGAUUGUAACAAAAAGAUAACAGAAUACGAGAAAGACCUGGCAGAAUGUCGUCUGCUUAUUUCUCAACAUGAAGCGAGGAUGAAGACACUGCAGGAGUCGAUGCAGGAAGCUGAAAAUAAGAAGCGCACUCUUGAAGAAGAAGUUGAUGCAUUGAGAGAGGAAUGUGCAAAAAUGAAAGCAGCUGAGCAAAUGCAUGCAGUAUCGAGCAAGGAGAAGGCAGAAGAAAAAGAACAAGCAAACAAAAUGAGGGUUGCACUUGAAGCUCAAAUGGACCAACUGCGGGAUGCUCACCAGAAGCAGGUUGGAACAUUGAGAGACGAGAUAAUGGAAAAGCAGUCACAAAUAAAUGAACUCAAGGACUUAAACCAAAAGUUCACCUUAGCACACCAGCAGAUGCAGCAGGACUACGAGAAACUGAAACAAGAAGAGACUGAAAAGAGCCAAAAGCUGCAGGAACUUAUUCUUACGAAUGAACGGCGAGAGCAGGCUCGAAAAGAUCUUAAAGGUCUUGAGGACACUGUAGCGAAGGAACUGCAGACAUUGCAUAACCUGAGGAAGUUGUUUGUGCAAGAUUUGCAGGCUCGCAUCAAGAAGUCUGCAAAUGCUGAAGACAAUGAAGAUGAUGGUGGUUCACUUGCACAGAAACAGAAGAUCAGUUUCCUUGAAAACAAUCUUGAUCAACUUACAAAAGUACAUAAGCAGCUUGUGAGGGAUAAUGCUGACCUGCGGUGUGAACUUCCUAAAUUGGAAAAGAGGCUACGUGCUACUAUGGAAAGAGUUAAGGCACUAGAAUCUGCACUGAAGGAUGCUAAGGAAGGUGCUAUGAAGGACCGCAAGAGGUACCAGUACGAGGUUGACCGUAUAAAGGAAGCCGUUCGUCAGAAGAACUUGGCAAGACGCGGACCCAGUGCCCAGAUUGCAAAACCAAUUCGUGCUGGUCAGCAUCAUACACAUCUUAGUGGUAACCCAGCUGCUAUUCGAGGAGGCGGUGUUGUACAGGGUUCACCACUUACAAGACUCAUUAAUGACGAUGAGAUGCGCAAGAAGAAAGCAGUUAUGGCUGGUGGCUACAGAGAAAUGAAUGAGAGCUGAACAGCUAAUCAUUGUGGUGCUGUAGAAGAAAAUUAGGAUUUAAUUAAUUCCUGACAUGACUCAAUAAUAUUAAUGGACAGUAUCAAUCACCGAAAUAUGUAAUACGCAAAUGUUGUAACAAGUAACCAGUACUUCUUUAAUUCUUCGGUGCUUAUGUAAAAGAAGAGGUCAUCAGCAUUUUAUUUCUUUGUUCACCAGUUUCAUUGAUGAGCAUAAAUCAGUUCACGUUGUACAUUUGUUUUGUUAUUCAUGAUGCUGCAAGAAUCAAAGCAGCAAGGUGGCUGUAAGCAAAUCAUGAAACACAUUGUUCCUGGUGCAUAGGUUGCUGGUGUUGUGGUUUCAUUGGUGUACAACAUGAACUAAUGCUGUACUGUGCAGUAUAAAUGGGAAAGUAUUAGCAAAAUGACAUUCUUUUUUUAAAAAAAAAAAUUGGUUGGUUAGUAUUUCUGUAAUAUUUAUGCAGUGUCAAUUUACAGCUAUGCUUUUUUUGUGGCUUUCGUGCAACCAAAGAGUAGGGAAAAGAGCUGUAAUGGGGUUGUGUGCAAAUUUGAAGUGGGAAUGUUUGCACUACAGCUGUAGAAGACUAUAAAAAUAUCUUGCCAUGUAUAUUAUGCUGCAUUUUAUUUAAUGCAAUAUGUCACCCAAGUGAUCCAUCAAUUCUUUCCUUUGUGACGAGGAUGUGCCUAUAGAUUUUAUAUGCAAACAUGUAAAUAGUGAUAUUUUAAAUCUCUUGAAGCCACAGUUUUCAGCUGAUUGUAAGAUGCUUCAUGGCGUUUCAAAAACUAAUUUAACAUUUACACAUUCCUCAUUAUGAAAGCUGUCAGUUUGAAGAUAAAGACAAAAGUUCCAAACUAGUCAGUAUCCAUCAAAUUAAAAGUGCAUUUAAAAUGUGACUUCAGCUUGUUCUUUGUCAUAGCUGUAAUUAUUAAAACUUGUAUGAUUAAUAUGGUUUUGUUUUUAAUGCAGUGGCCACGCUGUUUGAGAUUCUUGGCAUUUGUCGUUAGUGCUGACAGCCCCACUUCAUUUUAUAUUCCUGUACUACCAAGUUCUUUAAGUGUUAGGAGAGGGCAGUUGUGUAAUUAAAAGAUGUUUCCAUUUUGUUCCUGGCUUUUUUAAGCAGAAAAAAGCAAAUUAAUUCAUUAACUGUAGGUGUAAUGUUAGAUCAGUAUAGCAGCCACACAUCAAUACUAUUCUCAGUAGAUGAUGUAGUCAUUUGUUUCCCCCAGCUACACAAAAAUUUAUUAUUUUUACUUCUUAGAAAAACAUUAAGUAUAGGGAUGGAUUGAAAUUCCACAAGCCUCACUUUGGUUCAGCAUGGCAUUCAUAAGAAUGUCCAAGUAAGCUGCAGAGAACUGUUUAUUAGCUCCCAUUUGUGGGUAGCAGGCUACAUCUGGAACAGAAGGCUGGCUUAGAUGUAUGCUAAGCUUGGAUAAGCACUUCUGUAAGGGCUAAGUUGUGACUGGGGAUAGGUAUUGUGGAAUGCAAUAUGUUGUGCAGCUAAAGUUUGUUUGUGUUACUGUGCAUCUGUCUCCUGGUUUGGGCCAAUAGUACUAUCUUUUUAUUAUGUCCCUCACAGAAGUGUACCUAAAAGCUUUUGCAGCAGUUUUGGAGAUAUAAGCCAUUCAGUAAUUCACCAGUUUGUCAUAGAUUUGAACUCCAGAAAUAUUUCCUUUGUAUGUACAUUCCAACUGUGAGAAAAACAUCUUAAGCCAGUUCCACGCGCAUAAUUUGUAGCACACUAUUUGAUGAACAAAACUUACAGAUAUGUUUGUGAAUGCGCACUUCUGUUUCUAGGUCUAUCAAAACACCAUUGCUGUAAAUUUUUGACAAACAUAACUUUAUUUUAUUCAGUACUGUUAUAAGAUUAUACAAAAUAGUAUUUAUUUAUGAUUUGGUAAUAUAUUUAUUUAAAGUGUUUUUUUUCCUUCAGAGUGUUAUUUAUCGGACUAAUUGUUAUUUAUUAUUCUGAGCAGCUUUGGACUUAAUUUCUGACACAAUUUCAUAUAUGCAGUUAAAAUUUAGAAUUAAUUUUUUGUUGUAUAUUUCAGAAAAGUGAUCUCAGUAAUGGCCAACAUUACUAUCUUUGAGGUAAACCAGUAUACUGUUCUCAAGUAUUGUAAUGUUAUGUUUAAGAAGUAUAUUGGGGUUGUCAUAAUCACACUGUUGUUGUAUCUGCAGAGUCCCUUGAAUCUUUCAAACUUUUCAGACCAUUCCCCUUCAAUCAUCUUUUACAAGGUGUAUAACAGAUACCAUCAUCAGACAGUUGUCAUCAUCUGAAAUUUUCACAUUCAGGAAUUCAGUUAAUACUGUCUAAAAUAAGCCAUUUCAAGCAACAGGCCAUGAGGAAAUUGUUUAUAGCUCAAAUUGUUAAUUUUUUGUCAUAUUUAUUUUCAUUUGUAGUGAUUUCCUCAAUGAUGGGUUGUUUGAAACUUUUUAACAGAAGGAAAAAUAUUUCAUGUGUCAGCCAGUUUAUAUUUGGAAUAUUUGAGAUCACAUGUUACUGAAAUGCUUAGGAUUAAAUUGUCAGUGAACUAAUUUCAUUCAGUCAAGAAAGUCCUGUUGUUUAUUACAGGUCUUGUUAAACGUAAUUAAUAUGCAGAUAUUCUUAAAAAGGUCUAGUCUUGUGAGCGAACAACUAUUAAGGAAAUCAUCAGCAUCUAUUUUCAUCAAUUGUUACAAGCUGCAUUGCUGCUGGUACAUUAAUAAGGCCCAUUGGAGCAGAUGAUGAAAUCUUCCCAUUUUUAAUUAGAUGUUUUAAUGACCCACUAGUUGGUUGUGCUGUUGGUGUGCAUACAGCUAUGCAAUAUUUUGGUUUGUGUUAGUAUUUUAGGUAAUUACAUCAAAGUCUACGUACUAUCUUCACAACUGGGUUGUGGGAUACAUUACAUUGCAAUACUUUAGCUAUGAGGUAUUAGUGAUUAUUGUGCUUUAUUUAUGUUAUUAGUGUAAUCUCAUAUAGUUUGUGAUAUGUUCUUAAUUUAUUGUGCAAAUAACCUUUCUUGGUUGUCCCGGGGAAGGAUUUACUGUAUAUAAACACUAUGAUCUUGAAGCUGUAUCUUUGUUGAGAACCUUCCGGUGUGCUUUAUGCAGAAUGUUAUGCAAUACAUUUUUUAUUUUCUAAAAAGAAAUGUAUGGCUGAGUUGUGCUGUAAUUUUCUUAUGCGUUUUUACAUGGAAUGUGUGAUGUAUAUCUACAAAUACAUCAUUGAUUUAUAUAUAUUUUGUUUGAUCAGGUGUAAAAUAAAUUGUUUAUGCAUUGAAGACUUAUAGGUGUCUUACUAUAAAAUGCACGAUGAAAUUCGAAAUUGUUUUAUUAAUUUAUUAUUGAGAAGUUGACAUAUUGCUGCAUGUGUGUACCCGUGGAAUUAUUUAUGAGCUGGAAUGUGUAAAUGGUAAAUGUUUAACUGUGCUGUUUGUGUGAUUUAUUUGUACUGAGAACCUGCAAUAAGCUUUACUACUCAUGGCAUUGUUUAUUAUUUAGGACGCACAUUGUGCUUCCAUUACACAAGAUACACAUGUGCAGGGUUGCCAACAAAAUUGUGCACUGUUUUUAAUGGAAUGUAAUGAAGAUUUCAAUUCAAAAAUAUUGUUUUUCACUUGAAACUGAUAAAUUAUGUCCAUUAAAUCUAAAGCUUCACUGUAAUGUUAUAAGUUAGUGCAUUUCAAAAAUAAAUGUGUAGUGAUCAAGAAAUGUGCAAUUUAAGUUGACUAAAUAUAUGAAUUUAGUAAAAAUUAAUAUCUUGUCAGUCUGUGGCUGACUUGCUGACUGUGUUUCAACAGAAACAUUAUAACUGGCUUAAUUGGUACUUAGAUUUUUAAAAAGACUCCUGCAUUAACUUGUGACUUCUGUUUAUUGCUUCCCCUUUUCAAAUGAUUUGUAAUUUUAAUAAAAUGUAUUUUUGCCAUUAAUUUGUGUAAAAAAAAUGUAUCAGUGGAACUUUUUAUUAAAAAAAAAGGAAAUUAUGACCA
Molecule: messenger RNA, 7325 nt
Organism: Schistocerca nitens (vagrant locust)
Lineage: Eukaryota; Metazoa; Arthropoda; Insecta; Orthoptera; Acrididae
Gene: Khc
Product: kinesin heavy chain
Exons: 19
Coding region: 355-3357 (1000 amino acids)
Biological process (GO): microtubule-based movement
Molecular function (GO): ATP binding; microtubule motor activity; microtubule binding
Source: RefSeq, a predicted model, not a curated record